AUGCGUUUCUCCUCCAUCAUCGCCGGCUUCGCCGCCCUCUCAGUGUCUUCAGCAACCCCGGUGCCCCUCAGCUUCCUCCCCUUCGGCAACCUGCCUUCCCAAUCAAGCACAGGCGCAAGCAUCAUCGCCAACCUAGACACCCUCCAAGGCUCCAUCCUCAAGCUCACCACAACCCUCAAUGGCCUCGACUACACCAACGGCAACUCCCUCAGCGCCAACAACAUCCUAAAACUCCCCGCGGUCCUCUUGAACACAAUCGGCCUCAACUCGGCCUCCUCUUCCGCCUUACUCGAUGCAAAGGCCCUGACUCUAGCCCUCAACUCGACCGACUCGACCGCCAUCGUCAAUAAGCUCACAAAUGAUAUCCAGCCUGCGCUCAAGACGGUCACGGAUCUGUUGAACAAGGCCAAGACAUCUGGUAUUGUCGCGUCGUUGACGCCGCUGGGUCAGACUGAUUACCUCAAGCUAAUCCAGACGAAUCUCGGCGGCCUCGGGACCGCUCUGUCGCCUUACAUCGAUACUACCUCCCAGUCUGGCUUGACUGGCGUAACUGCCACUCUCAGCAACCUCUUGAAAGCUACUGUCAACGUCUACACCUCUUGA
This is a messenger RNA of Colletotrichum fioriniae, 603 nucleotides long. RefSeq lists its product as uncharacterized. The record is from RefSeq and is a predicted model, not a curated record. Lineage: Eukaryota; Fungi; Ascomycota; Sordariomycetes; Glomerellales; Glomerellaceae.